AUGCAGGCGGCGCUGCGGCGGCGGCUGGGGGGGCUGCGGCGGGCGCUCCGCGGCCCCGGUCCCGAGGCGGCCCCGCGGCCCCGCUGUGUCGGGCCGGGCGUCCCCCCGGCCCUGCGGUGCUGGAGCUGCGGCAGCCCCCUGCGCGGCGCUGAGGGGCCGCCUCACUUCUGCCCGGGUUGCCGGGCGCUGCAGCCGCCGGAGCCUCGGCCCGACCUUUUCCGCCUGAUGGAGUGUGACCGCUCCUUCCGCAUCGACCCGCAGCGGCUGCAGCGGCGGUUCCGGAGCCUGCAGCGCGCCGUUCACCCCGACCGCUUCGGGCAGAGGCCGCCGAAAGAACAGUACUACUCUGAGCAACACUCCUCCUUAAUAAACAAGGCCUACCAAACCCUCCUGAACCCGCUGAGCCGUGGCCUCUAUCUACUGGAGCUGAAUGGAGUGGAGCCGGCACAGGAGACAGACUGUGAUGCAGACUCAGUGUUUCUCACGGAAAUCAUGGAAAUUAAUGAGAGAUUAGCAGAGCCUAAAAAUGAGGCUAUCCUUGAAGAAAUUGAAACUUUAAUUAAAGUUAAGCAAGAAGAACUGACCAAAGAGGUGACUGCAGCUUUUGAAAGAGAUGAUCUUCAGGAAGCUAAGAAGCUUCUAGCCAAAAUGAAAUAUUUUGCAAACUUAGAGGAUAAACUAAAGAACAAGAAGAUCCCUUCCUGAUACUGCCUCCUUUACCAUUGAGAGUUAAUGUUAUUUUCAAUUAAACAGCUGAUUUAGCUAUCAAAAAUCAGAAAAA
Molecule: messenger RNA, 781 nt
Organism: Phalacrocorax carbo (great cormorant)
Lineage: Eukaryota; Metazoa; Chordata; Aves; Suliformes; Phalacrocoracidae
Source: RefSeq, a predicted model, not a curated record